Messenger RNA from Phlebotomus papatasi, 5516 nucleotides. RefSeq lists its product as uncharacterized. Lineage: Eukaryota; Metazoa; Arthropoda; Insecta; Diptera; Psychodidae. The transcript is spliced from 6 exons. Bases 770 to 2785 code for a protein of 671 amino acids. The record is from RefSeq and is a predicted model, not a curated record.
AGUCUCUAAGAGUCCCACAGCACUUUCGGAUAUUCCACUUGAGUUAUCAUCUUUAAUUUUAAUUCACUCUCUCGCUGGUUUUUAAGUUCCUCAAAUAAUUAUAUUUUUAACAUAUAUAUAGAUGUUUCGUGGUAGAAUUAGUGCUUAAAAAAGGUGUCUUUCAGUCGAUUUUUUCAAGAGAGAAAAAAAAGUAAUAAGAAAUCAAAUUGAAAGCAUUGAAAGUGAAAUUUGAAGAUCUCUCAUUCGAGGAGUUCCUGGAGGUUUUUUCCCACAUUCACAAAAUUCUUUUUUUUUCUUUCUCUCAAAUUCCCGGAAUAAUGCCAAAAAGAAGUUCAUAAAUUUUUUUUUUCCUGGUUAAGUGAUCUAUUCUCUGAAAGUGUUAAAAAUAGUGGAGAUUUUCAUAUCAAUUUUCCCACAUUCUUCCUUCGAAUUUUUUUUCUGCUUUUCAUUCAGAGUAAAAAGAAUUUAUUGUAGUUCAACAGACUUGUGCCCCCAUGUUUAAAAAUUAAUCAGUGGGAAUUCCUUGAGAAAAUUUUCAAGAGAUAUUUUGCUUUAGCAACCACCGCUACAGAAAAUGUGUUCCGUUUGCCAGUAUCUGUUAUUAUUAGUAAUAAUGUGAGGUCUCUGAAGGAGAGUGAGAGAAAAAAAAAUAAUAAUAAGAAAGGCACGUUACUGAAGCACAGGGAAAAAUGUAAGCCAGCUGUGUGUCCUCAUUCACAUUAAUAGUGGAAGACGCGAUCAGGUGGAUGAUGACGAAAACGACAACGAGAUGAGUGGCAAGACGAAUGAAAUAACAGCCGAAUGGACAGUUCAUGCACAGCUUACAAUAAGUCAUCCUGGUGAUGGGACGUCUGGUGCGGAUGGUGGUGACCCAAAACCAGUGACUGUUGUUUACAAAUGGAGCUCUGAUGAUGCAAAAAAUGCCAUCGAAAAGAAUGGGAAUAGUACAGGGAAUGUUUCCUUUACAUCAUCAACAAAUCGACAAGAGGCUGAUGGACCAGAUAAAGUGCCACAGUGUAAAAGUACAUGCAGCAUUGUACUAUCCGCCUGUGCGGAUUUAUUUCCUAUAAAUGCUCAAAAUAAGUAUGACCCAAAUACGAAAAUCAACAUUGAUAGUGCACAAUUGGCACAUGAUGAGGGAUCAUCUGUGUCUAGAUUAAUUCCACUGAAGGAUGCAUUUUCACAGACCAGUGAUUGUGAAAUGCUCAAGAGAAGCAGUGUUGAGAAAAUAUCAUCACUGACAGAGAAGAAGAAUAAAACUUACGAUUAUCGCAGGAAAACAGAAUCGAUGCUUUCGCCACCACCGGCUCACAUGCCACAGACACCUGUUGACGAAGGGAAAGUUAAUUCGUCCCAGUAUGGCUUGUCACGUUCUCCAAAUCGAUACUCACCUUCGUACACAUCACCCACAUCCAGCAAGAGGGGUGGUGGGGCCAAAAAGCCCCCUAGAACUGUUCAUAUUGAUGUGUACUGUACGGCUUCAGAUGGAGAGAAUUCCAGCACGUCAUCCUCAUCGGUGUCAUCGGCAAAUCGUGAUCCUGUGGAGGAUGUCGAAUCCAAUUCCACGCCACAGACCGUGUAUGAGUCGCAGCAGAUGAAAUUGAUGCACAAGAGAGCGGGAAAAUUCGACAUGCCACGACGAAUGGGUGGAAGUCGUUCGGGAUUAGAAUCAUCGGGAAGUGGAACAAAGUUGAAUUUAGCAUCACUCAGCCGAGAGAAUGUCAGGCAAUUGUCGAGCAAAUCCAGCAUAGCGGAUGAGAUUAAUGAAUCGAAGCAAAUGCUAUUUGAUAAGCACUUGGGUGGAAGUAGCAGUGGAAGUAGAAUGUCUCUGCUGAGACAGAGACUGAUUAAAGAUACAAGUGAUGAUUGUCUAAGUUCAAAUUAUCCCAAUUCAUCCUACUCCACAUUCCGCGAUAUGACUGUGAGUAGCAUUUCGAGUGCACAGGCAUCAAGUUCGGCUCUCUUUGAGGAUAUCAUGGAGACAUCGUGGAAGGAAUCUGAUUUAGAGGCUAGUAUGUCCACACAUCCGCCCCAUGCAUCGUCAGUGGCUCAAUCUUCGGAUAGUUUUGAGUAUGACAAUGCCAAUGAUCGCAAUAGGAUCAAGCAGAUGGAGGAAUUGUGGCAGAGAAAGAGUACAUCGACGGAUAAAGUGUGGAAUUCACCACAAGCUGAGAGGAAAUUUCUGAUGCAGCAGCAAAGGAUGAAUGAGUUUAUGAAGCAGAAGGAGCAAGGGGAGAAGAUGAAACUUGUUCUAGGAGUACUGGAAACAGAUGAUUCAGAACAUUCGGGAAAUAUCUCAGAAUCCGAAAGGAGUUAUACGCCUUUAGUGGCUAAGAAUCUCUGUCCAAAUGUUAUGGUGGGCAUGGGGAUGUCUGUUAAGGAGCCCAGUCCAGCAUCAACGGCAAAAACCGUCCAAUCAACUAUACCAGAGGAUCAACAGAGGAGAGAAGCCUCUGAGCCUAAAGAUCUCUGGCCAGGUCUUAAGAAACCUCCACCGACUUUUUUGAACUUCACCCGCGAUUCUGAAAGUGCAUCGUCCUCCCUUGUUAGUCAUCUGUCUGGGUAUACUCAUGAGUACCUGGCCAAGGCGAGGAAAUUCGGAGCUGUUGUUGGAGCUCUCCGGAAACCAGGGCACCAUGUAGGUCCAGCUAAAAAUCCCGAAUGCCAAUGUGAACACUGCCGAAGAUGGAUGGCUGAGAGGGACAAGGGUAGAGGGAGAUCUACUUCCAUCUCUGAAAUUCCUCUGACAUUUGAGGGCUUCCGUACGAGAAGGAAUUAUAUUUGAAGAAAAAUAUUUUAACAUGCAUUUAACUCAUACAGAUUACUUGAAAGGGAGUGGUGUCCUUAGCAAGAUAAUGGCUAUUGGUAUCAAGUCCUAAGUUACUAGCAUAGUGGUUAUGGUAAAAAAUCUUGCGCAUAUUCAUCAGUUGACUUGAAGUUCGAUUUUUCAAUUUUUAAUCAAGAUAAAUUGAAUAUUUCGAAUUUGGAUUAACAAAUUGUUAAUUUUGCAAAAAAUGCGAAAUUGUUAUGCUUCCUUUUAGCGCCGUCUUUCCGCGGACUCUGUCCUUAGAAAAGCAGUAAAAAUAGUCCGGCUAGUAUCUUAAGUCCUUACUAAGUAUUUAAUAAGUUCUUAACUCAAUGACUUAAUUUUAAGGAGUUGGGGUCGUCUGAUACUUCAUCGUUGAAACGGGAUCUAGAUGGCCCAUAAUACUUCUGGAAACUGUCAAGAUUAGUGUGAAAUAUCACUGAAACCUUUGAGUUGAGUUGAUUUGAGUUGUAGGACACCCAACUACUUAAAAUAUAUCCGAAAAUUAGUCAAACGUCAGCGCUUUGUGGCAAAUAGGGAAAACAAUAUAGCAUGACUCAGUCUUAACAUUAAGUACUUAGUUAAGGUCUUUGUAAAAGUCCUAAAUUAAGAACUUUCGACUAAGUACUUUUUAAGUCGUUUAUUCCUCAAAUUACUUUGAUAUUUGUCUCAUUAUCACAAUUAACGCACCCUGUGUUUAAGGUAGCUUUAAGUGGUGCAGGACGAACUUUUGAAAUUCCUCUGCAAAGUUCCACUUGCCUGGAACAAAAAUCAUUAAGAUGAUGAUUGAGUUAAACUCCUGGAAUACAAGUUCGUGAGACUAAAAGGGAAUAAACAAUAGAGUUCAAUACUCUUUUGUUUACAUACUCCCGGAUUAUACUCCGGAACCAGGGAGAAGAUUUAUUGGAAUUUAGAAAUCUUUCACGUAGCCCAAACUCACGUAAAAGUUUAGACAAAAUAUCAAUUUUUUUUGUAAUUUACGUUCCAGGAUAGCAACAUAAUGUCACAACAAAAAAGAUUAAAUAAAAUUUAAUACACUUGUCAGAAACAUUCCGGAUAUAAAGCUACUGGGAGUAAAUUAAAGGCAUUGAAAUAAACUUACAAAAUCUAUAUUGACUCUGCAGAUUUCACUGCAAUUUGAACACAUAAUUAGUUGAUUACAUUUUAUCAAUUAAAUUAGCGUUUACCGUAACUUCAUUUUUACGAUUUUGAGAUAUAUACAUAUUUAGAAUCAGCGUAAUUUUGUUUAAUUAACGCACUUGACAAAAAGAAACUUUUAUAAGCCCAAUAAAAAUUAUUUUAAACACAAAUUAUUGUAAGUGCCCUUAAUUCAGAAAAAUUUAUCAGAAUUUGUCGUAACUUCCAUUUUUGGGGAAGUUACGAUAAAUUUCCAUACCAAAUUUUCAGUAAUCAGCAUUUGCCGUAUCUUCUUUUGCUCAUUUGCGUGGUUUGUAAUUUGUAGCAAAAAUGUAACAUUUCUCAAUAAAACGUUCACAAACUCUUCCAAAUAUCCAAAGUCGCUGCGAAUAAUGCACCGUGAAAUCAUUUUAAUUCAAUAUUUGUUAGAAAAAAGUAAAAAAAUCCCUACCCAUUUGUCGUUAAUUCAAAACAAAACAAGCGACACGGCGCACAAAAUUUAUUCAAUAAAAGUUACGAAAUAAAAGCUUUUAGUGAGAGGGAUAACAAUUUAAUUGCCUAAUUCAGUCAAAUAAAGGCGCUUAUUAUCACUAGAAUAAUUCAAAUUGAUAUAAUGCAUUUUAGAAAAUUGUCGUAACUUCCAAGAUUUCCAUACAUUCAAAGUUACGAUAAAAUCUUAUUGUGUUUCUUCCAACAUACAUCUAAAAAAUAUCUCAGCUUUUAAAUCAUUUUAUAAAGAUUUUCUCGAGCUAACUUACAAUUUAUUAGUGCCACUUUUAUUAUUUUGACUCAAAUGUAUCGCAUUCAGGGCUCAUUUUUAAGAAAAAUAAAGCUAAACUGAAAAUUUCGUCUCCUUAAAAGUUGUCAAAAGGAAGUUACGACAAAUGCUGAUUUAAUUGACGAUUUAUACAUCGCAUACUAUAGGGGAGACUGGGGCAAAAAGUCACAAAUCGAAAAUUUUAAAAUUCAAUAUCUUCCAAGAUAAAUAAGAUAGCGGCUUAAAAUUUUUUCUAUAGAUAGUCUACAUAGGUCUUUUUCAAUGUCGUAAGUUUGUUAGAAUUUGAACAAGGAAUUUAGAAAAUAAAAAAAAUAUCGAAAUUUUUAGCCCUAUUUUUGAAAUAUUUUCCUUGCAGAAGAUAUCAAUUAUUAGUUACUUAUAUUAAAUUUGAUGAACUGGUGAAUAUUUCCCAAAUUGCCUGUAGAUUCUUUGAAUACGAAUCCGAUAUCUAUUUUAGAAUUUUACAAAGAUUCUUUUCUGCAGAAAUCCUUUUAUUAAAAGUGGCCACUUGGGGUAAAAAGUAACAGAAGCUAUGGGGCAAAAAGUAACAAAAAACGAAACAAUUUCUGAUGUCUCACGGCGAGAAGAAACGUCAUUUCCAUGUCUCGCCGCAAAUCAACUGAUGAAUUUUGCAUUGAAAAUUUUUACAAUAACCUAUGAUUUUUGUUUCACAAUUUCAAAAUUGUAACUUCCCAAAAGAAAUAGCACAAGAAUUCCAUUUAUCACAAGUGAAUUGUUGUUACUUACCAAUGUUAUCACAUCAGAAUCAUUAAGAAAUAUAUUUUUAAAUUGAAA